Messenger RNA from Prunus armeniaca (apricot), 1530 nucleotides. Lineage: Eukaryota; Viridiplantae; Streptophyta; Magnoliopsida; Rosales; Rosaceae. The record is from the annotation of a GenBank genome assembly.
AUGACUGACCAUAGAGCUGAAGACAACGCCGUCUCCGGCCAGCCCCUGCUCAAGAAGAAGCCCAAAAGAAACCUGUACGCCAUCGGUUGCGCCAUUUUGGCCUCCAUGACUUCAAUCUUGCUGGGCUACGAUAUUGGUGUGAUGAGUGGAGCUUCAAUCUACAUACAGGAGGACCUGAAAAUCUCGGACGUGGAAGUUGAGAUCCUCAUCGGGAUUCUGAACCUUUACUCGCUCAUCGGCUCCGCCGCCGCCGGCAGAACUUCCGACUGGAUUGGCCGCCGGUACACUAUCGUCUUCGCCGGAGCCAUAUUCUUCACCGGAGCUCUCCUCAUGGGCUUCGCUACCAACUUCGCCUUCCUCAUGGUCGGUCGGUUCGUGGCCGGAAUCGGUGUCGGCUACGCCCUGAUGAUCGCUCCGGUCUACAACGCCGAGGUCUCCCCGGCGUCAUCUCGCGGCGCCCUCACGUCUUUCCCGGAGGUCUUUGUCAAUAUUGGCAUAUUAUUGGGGUAUGUUGCCAACUAUGCCUUCUCCGGGCUCCCGAUUAAUUUGGGCUGGCGGCUCAUGCUCGGAGUCGGCGUAUUUCCCUCCGUUAUUCUCGCCGUUGGUGUCUUAACAAUGCCCGAGUCGCCUCGAUGGCUUGUCAUGCAGGGUCGGCUUGGCGAUGCCAAGCACGUCCUCGACAAAACCUCAGACUCCGUGGAAGAAGCUCAGCUUCGGCUAGCCGACAUCAAAGAAGCCGCGGGCAUCCCCGAGCAUUGCACCGAAGACGUUGUUCAGGUCCCCAAGCACAGCCACGGCGAGGAGGUGUGGAAGGAAUUGCUCCUCCAUCCAACGCCCCCUGUUCGUCACAUUUUAAUUGCAGCCGUUGGUUUCCACUUCUUUCAACAGAUGUCAGGCAUCGACGCCCUCGUUUUGUACAGCCCAAGGAUCUUUAAAGCGGCUGGGAUCACUGACGCUAGCACGUUGCUGCUCGCAACAGUGGCAGUUGGAUUUUCCAAGACCAUUUUCACCCUGAUUGCCAUAGGUUUCCUCGAUCGGGUCGGACGACGCCCGUUGCUUCUAACGAGCGUGGCCGGGAUGAUAGCCUCGCUUCUCUGCCUCGGUACGAGCCUCACAAUCGUCAAUCAUGAAAACGAGAAGAUGAUGUGGGCGUCCGUUUUGUGCUUGAGCAUGGUAUUAGCCUACGUUGGGUUCUUCUCGAUCGGGAUGGGGCCCAUUGCGUGGGUCUACAGCUCUGAGAUCUUCCCGUUGAAGCUACGUGCUCAAGGUUGCAGCAUGGGAACAGCCGUGAAUAGGAUUAUGAGUGGAGUCCUCACAAUGACUUUUAUCACGCUGUAUAAGGCGAUCACGAUGGGUGGGACGUUCUUUCUUUAUGGAGCAAUUGCUACGGUUGGUUGGGUGUUCUUUUAUACAAUGCUCCCGGAAACACAGGGUAGAACCCUUGAAGACAUGGAGGUCUUGUUUGGCAAAUUCUGGAGGUGGAGGGAAGGCUAUGCGCUGCUCAGAAACAAAAGGGCCGUCGUAUGUUAG